UUGCAAGUAUAAUUAUGGUGAGACCAGUUUGCAAUUGUUGCAUAUAUACACCAACCCUGUUAAAUAUACUUUUUUUUUACCCGCUAGACUUUUAAGAAGUCCAAGUCUGGCAGUGGGCUAUUACUACCUAGUACCUAUUCUCACUUAAUUAAUUUUGCCCCACUGAAAAGUAAAUAAGAGCGCAUCGCAAUAAUUGCGAAGCGCAUAUGUUAUGACGUGUUUAAUUAUUAAACAUGUCCUUUGAUGAAGCUUAUAGACAGUGGUAAGUGCACUGUGUUUGUGGUUAAGCUAUACUCAACAAUUAUAUGUUUAUGCUAAUAUAGAUCUACAGGUUCUACACCACAAUCUAAGGCCACAACAAGAGGUAGUUCUGUUUCUGGUCAGGUUACUUCCCUGAUAUAAGGGUGCAAAGUUUUAAAUGAUGUUUUAUCUUGCUCGCACGCACAUGCACAUGCCCACAAGACUAAACACACUUUCACUGAGUUAAUUAUAGGGUGACACUCAGUUUGCAAUAUGUGAGAACCCAUUCAGUUUGACCGUAUACACAACACCACUAGCUCAGCUCGGACAAUACUAGGCAUUGUCCUGUACAAGUUAUAAAAGUCUUCUACUCUCACACACACACACACACUGACUUGACCAUCACUUUUGCAAACAUGGCGUCCAUUAUGAUGUUGAUUGCAGUUGUGCUGUCCUUUGUGUAUCUGAGCUCUGCUACCUACCUUUCUCCCUGUGGCCCCCCUGAUACUCCAGAUUACGGAAGUUUCUACCCUCAGAAAAACUUCUACUCAAUUGGAACUGUUGUUAGGUUCUCUUGCAGAGAUGGCUUUUUGCUGAAAGGAUACAGUUUUACCAAAUGUAUCUACAGCCGGAGCCUAAGAAAGGCAGUGUGGAAGUUUGACACUCCAGUUUGCGGCAAGCGUAUCACGUGUCCUGACCUUAUCGAUCCCCAAUAUGGAGAUGUAGACGUGACUGGAAAUACACCUGGAUCAAAGGCAACCUAUACCUGUGGCAGACAUUUCACCCUCGUAGGCAGCUCUACAGCAAAAUGCCAGCUCAACGGGAAAUGGUCCCAUGUUCCACCUGUUUGUAAAUCACUCUUCUGCCCUAAACUGGCUCCCCCUGCAUAUGGUACUGUGAAUGAUGGUAACAAUCGUGCCGGAACCAAGGCAGUGUACACCUGUGACUAUGGAUUCAAGUUGGUGGGAUCCAGCAAGAGACUCUGUCAGAAUUACGGCAGCUGGGCUGGGGAGGCACCUAUCUGCGAACAGAUCGAAUGCCCUGCAUUGAAGGAUCCAGAGAAUGGAUCUGUGGAUGAUGGAGACAAUCUGCCAGGAACCAUAGCAAAGUACACAUGUGACUAUGGAUUCAAGUUGGUGGGAUCCAGCAAGAGACUCUGUCAGAAUUAUGCCAGCUGGGCUGGGGAGGCACCUAUCUGCAAACAGAUCGAAUGCCCUGUAUUGAAGGAUCCAGAGAACGGAUCUGUGGAUGAUGGACACAAUCUGCCAGGAACCAUAGCAAAGUACACCUGUGACUAUGGAUUCAAGUUGGUGGGAUCCAGCAAGAGAAUCUGUCAGAAUUAUGGCAGCUGGGCUGGGGAGGCACCUAUCUGCAAACAGAUCAAAUGCCCUGUAUUGAAGGAUCCAGAGAACGGAUCUGUAGAUGAUGGAGACAAUCUGCCAGGAACCAUACCAAAGUACACCUGUGACUAUGGAUUCAAGUUGGUGGGAUCCAGCAAGAGACUCUGUCAGAAUUAUGGCAGCUGGGCUGGGGAGGCACCUAUCUGCAAACAGAUCGAAUGCCCUGUAUUGAAGGAUCCAGAGAACGGAUCUGUGGAUUAUGGAGACAAUCUGCCAGGAACCAUAGCAAAGUACACCUGUGACUACUACGGAUUCAGAUUGGUGGGAUCCAACAAGAGACUCUGUCAGAAGUACGGCAGCUGGGCUGGGGAGGCACCUAUCUGCGAACAGAUCAAAUGCCCUGCAUUGAAGGCUCCAGAGAACGGAUAUGUGGAUGAUGGAGACAAUCUGCCAGGAACCAUAGUAAAGUACACCUGUGACUAUGGAUUCAAGUUGGUGGGAUCCAGCAAGAGACUCUGUCAGAAUUAUGGCAGCUGGGCUGGGGAGGCACCUAUCUGCAAACAGAUCGAAUGCCCUGUAUUGAAGGAUCCAGAGAACGGAUCUGUGGAUGAUGGAGACAAUCUGCCAGGAACCAUAGCAAAGUACACCUGUGACUAUGGAUUCAAGUUGGUGGGCUCCAGCAAGAGAAUCUGUCAGAAUUAUGGCAGCUGGGCUGGGGAGGCACCUAUCUGCGAACAGAUCGAAUGCCCUGUAUUGAAGGAUCCAGAGAACGGAUCUGUAGAUGAUGGAGACAAUCUGCCAGGAACCAUAGCAAAGUACACCUGUGACUAUGGAUUCAAGUUGGUGGGAUCCAGCAAGAGACUCUGUCAGAAUUAUGGCAGCUGGGCUGGGGAGGCACCUAUCUGCAAACAGAUCGAAUGCCCUGUAUUGAAGGAUCCAGAGAACGGAUCUGUGGAUGAUGGAGACAAUCUGCCAGGAACCAUAGCAAAGUACACCUGUGACUACUACGGAUUCAGAUUGGUGGGAUCCAACAAGAGACUCUGUCAGAAGUACGGCAGCUGGGCUGGGGAGGCACCUAUCUGUGAACAGAUCAAAUGCCCUGCAUUGAAGGCUCCAGAGAACGGAUAUAUGGAUGAUGGAGACAAUCUGCCAGGAACCAUAGCAAAGUACACCUGUGACUAUGGAUUCAAGUUGGUGGGAUCCAGCAAGAGACUCUGUCAGAAUUAUGGCAGCUGGGCUGGGGAAGCACCUAUCUGCGAACAGAUCGAAUGCCCUGCAUUGAAGGAUCCAGAGAACGGAUCUGUGGAUGAUGGAGACAAUCUGCCAGGAACCAUAGCAAAGUACACCUGUGACUACUACGGAUUCAGAUUGGUGGGAUCCAACAAGAGACUCUGUCAGAAGUACGGCAGUUGGGCUGGGGAGGCACCUAUCUGCGAACAGAUCAAAUGCCCUGCAUUGAAGGCUCCAGAGAACGGAUAUGUGGAUGAUGGAGACAAUCUGCCAGGAACCAUAGCAAAGUACACCUGUUACUAUGGAUUCAAGUUGGUGGGAUCCAGCAAGAGACUCUGUCAGAAUUAUGGCAGCUGGGCUGGGGAUGCACCUAUCUGCGAACAGAUCGAAUGCCCUGCAUUGAAGGAUCCAGAGAACGGAUCUGUGGAUGACGGAGACAAUCUGCCAGGAACCAUAGCAAAGUACACCUGUAACUAUGGGUUCAGGUUGGUGGGAUCCAGCAAGAGACUCUGUCAGAAGGACGGCAGCUGGGCUGGAGAGGUACCUAUCUGCAAAGCUAUCAUCUGUCCUAAGCUGGAUGACCCUGAGUAUGGUCAGGUGACAGUCACUGGUCUAACUCCGUCCUCCACUGCCGAAUAUUCCUGUAACAAGGGAUUCACAUUGUUUGGAACGACGAGGACGUGCCAGGCCAACGGAGAGUGGUCUGGAAAAGCACCUCUUUGUAAACGUGUGGACUGUGGCCGUCCACCCAAGCCAAGCUACGGAAUUGUCAAGUUCUGGACCACUACACCUGGUUCCAAAGCAUUCUACGGCUGUUUUAAUGGCUACCAGCUGAGUGGUUAUGCAGUCCGAUUUUGCCAGGGUAACGGUUACUGGUCUGGACGUACUCCAUCAUGUACGAGGAGGCAUUAUUAGGACCUGCGAUCUACUGAACCACAUAUAAGAACUAUAAAAAUGAACUUUAAGAACAUAGUAUAUUAUAAUUAUAGCUGCAUGGUAAACAAUCUUUUGCUGUAUGAAAAACUGCAUUAAAUGUUCAUGAAUCUGA
This is a messenger RNA of Halichondria panicea, 3858 nucleotides long. RefSeq names its product sushi, von Willebrand factor type A, EGF and pentraxin domain-containing protein 1-like. The transcript is spliced from 17 exons. Lineage: Eukaryota; Metazoa; Porifera; Demospongiae; Suberitida; Halichondriidae. The record is from RefSeq and is a predicted model, not a curated record. The coding region runs from base 657 to 3725 and encodes 1022 amino acids.